Esox lucius (northern pike) is the source of this 1707-nucleotide messenger RNA. RefSeq names its product homogentisate 1,2-dioxygenase (gene hgd). Gene Ontology annotation, cellular component: cytoplasm. Lineage: Eukaryota; Metazoa; Chordata; Actinopteri; Esociformes; Esocidae. Gene Ontology annotation, biological process: L-phenylalanine catabolic process. Gene Ontology annotation, molecular function: homogentisate 1,2-dioxygenase activity. The record is from RefSeq and is a predicted model, not a curated record. The transcript is spliced from 15 exons. Bases 70 to 1419 code for a protein of 449 amino acids.
CCGGCCCUCAUCUCUUUCACUCCGUCGCGUACACGGGGCUUGUAUGGAAGAGAUUCAAAAGGAAUAACCAUGAGUUACGCCCCUCCAAUGGCUGGACUCAAGUACCUGAGUGGGUUCGGGAAUGAGUUCUCCUCCGAGGACCCUCGCUGUCCAGGAGCCUUACCCAAAGGACAGAACAGCCCUCAGGUGUGUCCCUAUGGCCUCUACGCUGAGCAACUCUCAGGCUCCGCCUUCACCUGCCCACGACCAACCAAUAAGAGGAGCUGGUUUUACCGCAUUCUGCCAUCUGUCCGCCACAAGCCAUACACCACAGUGGACAACGGGAACCUAACAGAGACCUGGGACGAAAUGCAUCCUGACCCAAACCAGCUGCGGUGGCUGCCAUUCACCAUCCUCAAAUCUUCAGAGAAGAAGGUGGAUUUUGUGACGGGUCUGCACACCAUAUGCGGAGCAGGAGACACUAAGACCCGGAAUGGGAUCAGCAUUCAUAUGUUCACCUGCAAUACCUCAAUGAUCGACAGGUGUUUCAACAACUCAGAUGGAGAUUUUCUCAUUGUGCCCCAGCAGGGUAAAAUUCUGGUCACUACAGAGUUUGGCAAGAUGAUGGUGGAACCCAAAGAGAUCUGUGUCAUCCAGCAAGGAAUGCGUUUCAGUGUGGAUGUGUUCGGGGACACCAGAGGCUACGUGCUGGAGGUGUACGGCGCCCACUUCGAGCUCCCCGACCUGGGACCCAUAGGGGCCAAUGGACUGGCCAAUCCCAGGGACUUCCUGACUCCAGUGGCAUGGUACGAGGACCGCGAAGUGGCCAACGGCUAUACUGUCAUCAACAAGUACCAGGGCAAGCUGUUCUCCAGCCAACAGGAUUUCUCUCCCUUCAAUGUGGUGGCGUGGCAUGGGAACUACACACCAUACAAAUACCACCUGAGCAACUUCAUGGUCAUGAACUGUGUGGCCUUCGAUCACGCGGACCCUUCCAUAUUCACGGUGCUGACGGCCAAGUCCACGCGUCCCGGUGUUGCCAUUGCCGACUUCGUCAUCUUCCCUCCACGCUGGGGAGUGGCGGACCACACAUUCAGACCCCCCUACUACCACAGAAACUGCAUGAGCGAGUUCAUGGGGCUGAUCGAGGGCCACUACGAGGCCAAGGAGGAGGGCUUCCAGCCCGGGGGGGGGAGCCUGCACAGCAUGAUGACUCCCCAUGGCCCUGAUGGGGCCUGCUUUGAGAAGAACUCCACUGCUCCCCUCAAACCAGAGCGGGUGGCUGAGGGGACCAUGGCCUUCAUGUUUGAGUCUUCGUUCAGCAUGGCGGUGACCAAAUGGGGUCUGGAAACCUGUCAGAAAUUGGAUAAGAGCUACUACAAGUGCUGGGAGCCACUACGCAAACACUUCGACCCAAACUGGAGGCCCAGCAAACAGUAGAGCACCAUCCUGUCUUCCCCUGGGUCUCCCACAGAAAUCUACAUCUGGGACCUCUUUAGUGUAAUACCUCUAAACAAUGUCAUGGUAUUGAGUGCUUGGUUAGUUGGUACAGGCUGUACUUUCUGUGACUGGCCAGUUCAGUAAUUACGUUUACUGGACCAAAAAAUACCCUGAGAGCAUUUGGCAACUUGCUCACCAUGUUAUUCAAAGCCUUUCAAAGUUGUUAAUGCCAGACAGACACUCAUUCAGAUUUCGACAAUAAAGGAUGUUUUAUUCAGUUAUCAACAA